Molecule: messenger RNA, 2058 nt
Organism: Pestalotiopsis fici W106-1
Lineage: Eukaryota; Fungi; Ascomycota; Sordariomycetes; Amphisphaeriales; Sporocadaceae
Exons: 8
Coding region: 1-2058 (685 amino acids)
Biological process (GO): DNA-templated transcription
Molecular function (GO): zinc ion binding; DNA binding
Source: RefSeq, a predicted model, not a curated record
AUGGCGGGCAUCACGCUCGACUCUCCGGCGGCUGCGAGACGACGGCGCAGAAGGCGAGUUCCAGACGAGAACCGCAAGAGAGCCCCUAGAGCAGAAAAGAGCCCCGGGGACAUCCAAUCCGAUGCCUUGAAAGACGGGCCUAUUGAGUCUCCCGCGAAUCUAGAAGUAGACACUUGUCAGGCAAGUCCUGAGGGGAGAUUCUCCACCGAUGGGCAUCCAACAGAACGAUUUAUGUGGCCUCGAUUCUUGUCGAGGCUACGAGAAACCUUUUCGCUGGACUCUGAGCCUGAAGAUGAACAAGAUGUUAUCAAAUCUAUACAGGCACAAGCACUGCGUUCACCGCCGAUACAGCCAGCCGAGUUACAGAGACUCCGUAAAGCAGUAGAUGCCUUUCCCCCUCGGCCCGUCGCAAACUUUUUACUGUCCGUUUGUAUUGACCAUGGCACGGACUCUUUCUUCUACUUUAAUCAACCACAAUUUCUGGCCGAGAUCAAUGAGUUUUAUAGCGAUACGUCAUCUCGUCUGCGUACAGACUCCAGCUUCAUAUGUCUCGCCCACGCAGCGUUUGCUCUGGGGAGCCAAUGGACAACCCUGGAGCGACCAGAGAGUUCAAGAUCCUCGCUCCUAACAGAAGAUAGUGAUCCUGGUAGAAUAUUCUACAACCAGGCUCGGUCAUUGAUACCGGAUGUCAUCGAUAUGCCCUGUCUACGAGCUGUUCAGGCCCCUUUUGUUAUGGGAGUUUACCUUUUACCCGCCAGCGCCAUUGGAUCAUCAUACGUGUACCUUGGCCUAGCCCUCCGCAAGGCCCUAGCACUUGACUUACAUCUGACCUCUGACGAUGCAACACUUAGCGAAGAGGAACAGGAGAUCCGUCGGAGGAUCUGGUGGUCAAUAUUUUCUUUGGAGAGGUCCUCGACAGUAAAGCUAAACCGGCCUCGAUCAAUCAAUUCAGCAAUAAUAACCAACACCUUUCCCCAACCGUAUGCGCCUUUGGACAAAUUGCAAAAGUUCAACAACAUUCAACACCAAAUUGCUGAUGCGCGCUUGAUGAUGAUACUCGACCGAGUAGCAGAGCCGUCGGAAUGGCCGCAAGUGCUGGAUGGAUCGACACCAUUUGCAGCAGAGUUGAAAAGCUGGAAACGCUCACUACCAGAUUCACUCAAGCUGCAGAAUAUACACCCUCGAUCAUCGUACUAUCGGGCAACUUUUCAUCUUUACACAAAUUAUUACUUCACAUGGAUUGCCAUGGGUAAAGUCAGCGUGGUUACAGUUGUCCGCGCCAGACUGCGCUAUCAUUUUGGUCGUGAGUCGGAUCCACCAGAAAUUCCUCCACAUAUCGAGGCCUUGUCCAGGUCCUGCGUCAAGGCUGCCAAGAAGAUGCUUCGACUAUUCGAAGAGAUUCGAAGUACCGGCAAUUUGACACGCUUCUCCUUUACCGACUUUCAGGCUUGUAGUAUUGCGACUAUCGUCGUCAUACUUGCUGGUAUUUUGCAACGCGAUGGAGGGUAUGAAGCUCAGGUCACGUUUGGUCUAGAGUGCCUGAAAAGGAUGGCCGAGGGCAACGUCACGGCCAAGAUGGGCGUGAGCUUUGUCGAAGCACUGCAGUCAAUCGCCGACGAAGCUGUUCAGAAAUUACAACGGGUAAAAAGUCCUGAUGCGACAGUCUUGCCAGCAAUACUGCCUCCGAGCCAGCAGUCUGAUUAUAAUAGCUGGGCGACCUGGCUAUCAAGGCAGAACAACUCUACGGGUGUGACUGGCCCUACACCGGAGCUAUUGCAAACAUCACCAAGUGAAAUUACAAACCCGAUCAACAAUACAAACUGGACCCUGGAAUCGAAUCCAACUGGUUUCACCACAUGGGACGGCGCGAAUGUAUUACAACAGCUUUCGGUUCCCAACAUCCCUGCAGCCGGUCUAGCGCAGCAACAAGGAUCAUUCGAACCACAAUCGUUAGACAGUAGGUUUCUCUCCACCAUGUACAACGAUGACCAGGCUUUCCUCAUGGGACUGACUGGUUUCGAUGUUUUGGGCUUCUCUGGACUGCAAGAUGAACUUUAA